CGGUCAAUGUAGAUCAAAGGGACUUUGUAUUCGAGAUUUGUUCAAUAGAGAUUUAUCUGAUGUAUGAAGUGCAAAACAGCAAACAGCAGUACUCUUUUUUUUACUACUAUACCUUCCUUGUUCACUAUUUUAUGACUGUAAAUGAAAAAGAGGGAAAGAGUGGUGAUCAUGGAUGGGCUCAAGCUCAGCUCAUUUCCUCCUCCUAUUAUGAAUUUUAGGGAAUCAAUUUUGCAAGCAACUACAAAAGUUGACUUCGAGGAGUGGAAAUCAGCUUUAUUUUAUUGGCAUCCACCAGACGAUCAAAUCCCACAAAUCGAUGCCCUCAAGAUUAACUCUCCGCCAUUAAAGCCCGUGUUAUCGCGCCCUCAUCAUGCCAGUACUGGACGACUUUCAGAGCAGUCUUUGGUUUCACCAAAACCCAGGAUGUCUGCUGAAUUCCCAAUCAUCAUAAAAGGCGACCUUUUUGUGUUAGAUUUGCGGUCAAAGCCUAUGCAUUCGCAAAAUAAAGUCGGUACCUGGAAGCGAGUAAAUUGUUGCAUUCGAUCCAACGGCCAUUUUGCGCAAUAUAACAUUGGCGAGAACGACACCCCAUUUGAAACAAUACCCUUGGCUGAUACGCUUCGAACACAUAUUUGGGCAUUGGACAGCAGUUUGUUUUUGAAAAAGCACUGCUUCUCAAUAAAAUCACCAAACGAUGUAAAUUAUUACACAGUCUCGUUGAGACGGUCGAGUUCUGAUCAAGAGACCUUCAACAAAUGGCUUUAUGCUCUCAAAUCCUUUGCAAAGCCCGAAGUCUUUGGCGCGAGUGAGCUCCUGGAAUAUCGUCUUUUCAGGACAUUUUCAAUUACAGUCAGUGAUGGAAGGGGGCUGCCAAAGGAUUUAGAGGCCUAUUGCGAAAUUAUGUUAGACGACCAGAGGAGAGCUCGCACAAGUACGCGCCUGAAGGCGUCUCGGAACUCGGAUCCUGACACUUCUUUCUGGCGGGAUGAUUUUGAGUUCACUGACCUGGCAGCAUUUACGAAAGGAAUUACGAUAAAUGUUAUCCAAGUAAAAGGGAGCAAGCUGAUCCCUUUUGGAAGGACUUGCAUCCCACUUCGAGAUAGCCAGGAAUGCGACGAAGGCUGGUAUCCAAUCAUGAACAUGAAUGGUCGAUCCCGAUCUGAGCAUCUGGGCGACCUUCGACUGAAGCUCAAGUAUGAGGAGCAGUUCGUAUUGCCUCUUGCCAACUACUGUGAUGUAUUGGAGAUCAUUGUGAAUUUUCAAGAGAAUAAUGUCAUAUCCAAGCUCGCGGGGCUUGUGACGGACCUUGAAGGAUUCUCCAAAAAUGUGCUCCGCAUUCUUGAGGGAAAAGGCCUUGCAGUUGUAUGGCUCAACUCUCUGAUUGAUGAGGAAAUUGCGGAAGCCGAUCCAUCUCAUGUGAACACGCUAUUCAGAGGAAAUACCCUCCUGACAAAGGCAUUGGAUGCCUAUAUGCGCCUUGUAGGAACAGAAUACCUUGAUGAUACAUUGGGAGAUAUUUUGCGGGACAUUUGCAAAAACAAGGUAGCCUGUGAAGUUGAUCCUUCCAAGCUAGAAAAGAAUGAUGAUCUCAAGACGCAGUGGAAAAUACUGAAGCAUCACACCCGUGUCUGCUGGGGUGCAAUUACUGAAAGUGUCCAUAAUUUUCCAAAGGAGCUACUGCUUGUGUUCUCACAUCUCCAAAAGCGGCUCACAGAAAAGUUCUCGGUUCGUAGACCAUCGAAUAAACUGGACCCAGAGUCCGAGUUAGCUGAUUUAGCACGGUACACUGGCGUCAGCGGAUUCGUCUUUUUGCGCUUAAUUUGUGCUGCGAUCCUUACCCCUAAACUCUUUUACAUCGUGAGAGAACAUCCUGAAGCCCGUGCCCAUCGAACGCUGACAUUGAUUGCCAAGUCGCUUCAGGGUUUAGCGAAUCUCGUUAUGUUUGGAAUCAAGGAAGCGUGGAUGGUUCCUAUGAAUGAGUUCAUCGCAGAAAAUACAAAGAGCUUGAAGGGCUUUAUUGAUCAGAUCUGUCUUGCGGAUACAUGUUAUGAUACUGGGUCGAGUACAAAUUCGGUGCGAUCCAUCCCAAUGCAAGCUCCGCAUUCGCCUGGAUCAACUAAUUCUUCUGUCUUUCAAGGCACAACUAAUACCGACAACAACACCCACGGCAAUGCUAGCGUAAGCAAUAUAGGAUCAAGGGGAUCUAUAUUACCAAUACGAACAGGAGCUGGCAUUGGCGUUGGUGCUGGGGGGACUCCAUCCAUGAUGAUGGCACCAUUAUCUUCACCCAUCUUACAGCCACGCCUCAAUAACCUUCGGUCAUCAAUAAUAGAUACAGUUUUGCCGCCUGUUGGAGAUAUUGAGCAUGCCGCCAUAUUAGAUCAAAACCAGGAUAUGCCACUGUUGCCUCAUAUGAUUGACUUGGGCAAAGAGCUGGCUCACUUCACAAACACCGUUGCACGCGUGAUUCCACAUUGGCCGCACGAGUAUCAAGUUGAGGCAGAGGCUGCAGCAGAAGUGAUGCAGGAUGACGAGGAUUUGAACGUAAAUGGAAAUCCAUUUGAAGGAAAUGAUCGUCAGCGACAGCAGUACCAACUAAAUUGCUCUAAUGAGCAAAGAGAGGAAGAUAUUUUGCGUAAAGUAGGACAAGCAUGCUGGGAUGUAGUCGAAACGAUCCAGGAACGUGUUCAGCUCACUGUUGAGCUUGAACAAGAGGAGCGACUCCGAACGGCUGCUGCCGCUGCCGCUGUUGCUGUUGCUGCAGGGACAAGUGCAGGAGCAGGUGGAGCAGUAGGCAAUUUGCCUUAUUUUUCCAAAGCUAAGGUUUCGCGCGAAGGCUUUCGUGAUGGAGAAGAGUCCUACGUGGUAUAUGAGCAUUACGAUGGGAUGGAUCAUGAGUUGGAAAGUUUUGAUGGCUAUGAAAGAUUUGAUAGCGAUGACGAGUCCUUUAUUCAACAGUCCGCGUAUGAGUAGCCCUGAUGGAUGCAAAAAGACUUUUGCAUGUAAACUAUGCACCUUGGUUUUAUUUUUACUGAUGCAAAAUAUAUGAAAUAGAGCGGCGAAUGAGGAUAAUUACACUUGAUG
Messenger RNA from Lobosporangium transversale, 3084 nucleotides. RefSeq lists its product as hypothetical. Bases 142 to 2973 code for a protein of 943 amino acids. The transcript has 12 exons. The record is from RefSeq and is a predicted model, not a curated record. NCBI's taxonomy places the organism in Eukaryota, Fungi, Mortierellomycota, Mortierellomycetes, Mortierellales, Mortierellaceae. Gene Ontology annotation, biological process: regulation of GTPase activity.